AUGGAGGAGAGCAACCAAGACGAGAUCAUCGGAGUUGUUACUGUUCACAACGGAGAGGAUGGUGAUCGACAUGGAGUGGAAACGAAUGGAGUGGACGUUGAACCAGUUCCAGAUAGACCACCCCCAAAACGGGUCGAAAUUCUCGAUUGUAAUUCUUUAAAUGGUCUAAUGUAUCAUUAUUUUGCACAAGGAGAUUAUAUUGAAUGUAAAUCAUUGAUUGGAGAGAUUCAAAGUAAAUAUAAGGAGAAAAAUGAAGCAGCAUUUCAUGUUCGUGGAUUGAUUGCUAGAAAUGAAGGAGAACUGGAAGAAGCUAUGGAUUGUUUUGAGAAAGCGUACCAGCUUUCUGGAAAGAAUAAAAAGUUUGAGAUGUUUUGCACUGUUCGACAACUUUUAUCAUAUUACAGAUACUUUUAUGAAACUAGAAGAUGUAACUUUCUUCUUGGACGUAAUCAAAUCGCUGUUGAACUACUCCGAAAAGCCAGUGAGGUGAUGAAAGAUAAUCCGAAGGUUUGGUAUUGGAUGGCCAGAGCCAUUUACCAUUUGCCGUUAGAAAAAAUUCCAGGGAAGACUUUCAAUCCGACUGAAACAGCGAGAAACCUUCUUAUGGGAUCAACUGUUGCUAAAGAUGCGGAAUUGAUUACUUUCCUUGGACGUCUCUGUGAAGAACUUCAGGAUACAGAGGGAGCGAUUGCAGCAUACGAAUCAGCAAUGAAACUGCAACCUGAUAAUACAGAUGUGAUGAUUCGUUUGGCAUUGGUUUUGUUGAGAAUGGGAAAAGAGAAAGAAGGUUUCGAACAACUUGGUAACUGUUUGGCUUAUGAUCCAUCGAAUAGUCAAGCAAUUCUGACACUCGGAUCCAUUAUAGUGGCCGCAGAUGCUUGCGAUUAUAAUGGAUGUCUCUGGAAUAAUAUUGGAAUAGGUCUUCUGGCAAGAAACAAAUCUGCUGCUGCUCAUUCGGCACUCAAAAAAGCUUCUUUCAUAAGUCCUCUAGAUUAUAAAAUCAGUUUAAAUUUAGGAGUUCUCCAUGAUAUCAUGAAAUUACAUUGCUCGGCUCUUCAUUACAUUAAAUUAUGUACUGAACUGAAACCGAAUAAUGCAAAGGCAGUUGGUGCAAUGGCAGUGAUAAUGUCGCAUAUGAACGAUGUCAAAAAUGCAAGAGCAGCUUACAAGAAGUCAAUUGAGUUACAACCAUCUCCAUCUAUUGUGCUCAAUUAUGCAAUCUUCGAAUAUCGCACAAAGAACUUUGCGGCUGCAUCAACAGCGGUUAAAAUCUACAAACAACUUGAGGCAUCUGGAAUGAAGUGCAGUGAUAACCACAAACAGACUGCGAGUCUUCUAAAUAGUGUCUUGAAGCAACAUGAAGAGACCCCAUCUGAAGAAAACUGA
Caenorhabditis briggsae is the source of this 1386-nucleotide messenger RNA. The record is from RefSeq and is a predicted model, not a curated record. NCBI's taxonomy places the organism in Eukaryota, Metazoa, Nematoda, Chromadorea, Rhabditida, Rhabditidae. Gene Ontology annotation, molecular function: protein binding. Gene Ontology annotation, cellular component: ciliary basal body. The transcript is spliced from 7 exons. Gene Ontology annotation, biological process: protein localization to cilium; cilium assembly. Bases 1 to 1386 code for a protein of 461 amino acids.